Messenger RNA from Cinara cedri, 9323 nucleotides. The record is from the annotation of a GenBank genome assembly. NCBI's taxonomy places the organism in Eukaryota, Metazoa, Arthropoda, Insecta, Hemiptera, Aphididae.
CGUGGUCCGAGAAUUCCAUCUAUUUGUCUGUGAUCGUGUGUGUGUGUGUGUCUGUUGACGCCCGAAAUUUUUUGUUAUUCCGUCACACUGCUCAUACACUAUACCUAUAGGCUAUAAUAUUAUAGUUUUGUAUUAGCGAAAUCCGCUCGUUUACCGCCGUGUAUUUAGUGAUUUUUCUACGUAGUUUUUCUGCGCGCAGUAUAGAUUGAUUUUUUUUAUACACCGUCGAAAUAAAGUUGUGAUAAACGCUAUUUUUUUUAUUAGUUUUUUUUUCUAUUCAAAUUAUUCUAUCCUUGUGAACGGAAACGAGUUCCGCCAUUUUUACGACAACAAUCUAUACAGCGGGUCCAUCGGGUGCACUUUGUACUAACCCGGGUUGGGGACCACUAGUGCGAUCCAUCGAGGCCGAGACGAGAAGACGACGACGGUGACACGGAGUGUUUACGGACGUAUAGGUAGAUAGGUAUGUACGAUAACAAAUAUCUAAUCAUAAUACGGAAAUCAAAAUUAUGCUGUUGUCGAUAACUUUUGAAUACACUCAAAUAUGAGAUUGGCUGUAUAAUGUAAUCUGUAUCUGACAUAACUAUCAAAUUCAUUUCAGCUUAUAAGUGGCAAAAUGCAAACUAUCAAGUGUGUGGUCGUCGGUGAUGGUGCUGUCGGUAAGACUUGUUUGCUCAUAUCGUACACAACAAACAAGUUUCCUUCGGAAUAUGUACCGACUGUAAGUGUGAAAUACCUAUAAUAUUAUGUUAUUGUCCUUAUCGCAUGUAUUUUAUUAUUAAGACUUGGGCAUGCAGCUGCAUAUUUUUCCUUUUAAUGCUUAAAUUAUUUGUGUUAUCUUACCUAUUAUCUAUAGGUGUAGUUGAUUAUGUAUCUAUAAUCAUAGGUAAAAAAAAAAAAAAAAAUGAAUAGGCCAUCCCUUGAUAGAUAUCCUGCAUAUAUUUUUGUUCUAGUAAUAUGGUAGACUUUGGUGAUUUGUUUACACUAUUUUAUUUGAUAGGACUAAGUAGUAACAAUAAAUAAUGUGAAUAAUGCAACAUUUUGUCGUGAGAAAAUGCUGGUUCCUGCUCUUGAUAAAUGCCCUUAUGUUUAUUAAAAUUGUAUUAGCAGACUCGAGUUGAUAAUAAGUAUUAUGUUUUACUAAAGUAUAGUAUAAAUUACAGUUGAAAGUAAUUAUUUAUAGUAUUUAAAACAUAACUUAUUUCUUAUAAUAUAAGUAAAUAAAUCUAAUUGUGGUAAUGAUUAAGAUUUGUUAUGGCCACUCUGCUAAUUGUCAAUAAUUCUCCCGAGCAGUAGACAUAGAUAAUAGUAGCAUUCAAACACACACCACCUAAACAUUCUUUAUCUAUUAUUAUAAUAAGUGAAUACUAAUUUCUCAACAAAUAUUAUCACAAAAUACACGGGGAUAAAUAAUUGAGUAUCUACCACUAUAUUAAAAUAUAGAUUGAUUUUUAUUGUUUUUCCCAUUUAUUAUGAAAACCCUUAAAAUAAUUAAAAAGUUACAGUUCUAAAGCACUACCCCAAUCAGAUUUACUUUCAGAAAAGGUGUUAUACUUGAAAAUCAAAGCAGAAUUUCUGGUAGAAAAGUUGUUUAUAGAUAAAAAAAAAAUCACUGUUAAACCAAUACAUUUCUCGCUCCACUCAGAAUCUAAAAUUAAGAUUUACAUUAGGUAUACCUAUAUACAAAAGAUAAUGGAACAUACAAAUAAAUAAUGCCAGUGAGUCCACUAUAGGAAAAGAUACAAAAAUAGGAAGACCAACCUUAAAAAAUAUGUGCAAGGAGAUAGAAGGGAAUGAGAUUAGAGACAAAUGGCGUAAGAUAGUUGAAGCAGUGAAAGAUCUAAAUAAGAGAAAACAGGUUAUAUAUUAAAGAAACCUGUAAAUAUAUCACUGAUAUGAAAAUACAGAUUUGUAAUAAGCAAAUUAUUACUACCAUAAAUUUAAUUUAGUUUUUACUUAGUAAGUUGUUAAAUUUGUUUUUAGUAAAUAUGUCAAAAUUUUAGCGACAAUAUCAAAACUUAAAUAUUCAGCCCUCGUAGAAUAAAAAUUUUUUAUAUAAUAUUACCUGCAUAACAAGCAUAAAGAUAAUAAAAAAUAAAGAUAAGAUAACAGAUAUGGUUUAUAUUAAAAAUUUUGCUUAUCAUGUAAGAAGUAGAAGUAUUGGAAUGUGAAAAACUACUUAUAUUCAUAGUGUAUUUUAUAUGAGAUUUUUAAAUUUCAUGAUUUUUUUAGAAAAAUUUAAUUAUAUAUCAGGUAAAUUAGGUUGUGAUAAUAUAGUGGAGACGUCAGAAAUAAUAGAAUAAGCUUUUUAAAAAAGGUUGAAACUCAUCAUGGAUCAAUAUUAUCAAGUUUUAUUUAGAUAUUCAGAAAUAAUAUUGUGGUCAGGUACAGUAUCUAUAUUGAAAUAUUAUGGUUUCUGCUUAUGAAUAUGAGUGAUGAAAUUAUCAAUUUUGAAUCUGUACUAAUUGCAAUAGCAGCUCUUAGCUUGAAUCACUAAACGAUCUCACACCCAACUAAUUUUAAAGAAAAAGAAAAAGAAUUAAAUUUCAUUAUAAUUAGUACAUUAAAUUAUUUAAUAUUAAAAAUACUAAAAUAGUAGUUGUAAAACUAUCAAAAUAAUAAUUUUUAUUUAAAAAAUGUAUUUUAUAAUGUGCUAUCUAAAAAUUGUUUUAUUCGCCAAAACUAUGUGGUAUGUAUCACUGCUGAUUACAGCUUUUGAAUAAAAUGCUUUGUCGUCUGAGCUAUUCUGAAUAUGUAUACAUCAAACCUAUGCACAGUGAUUUUAUAUAUUUGGGUAUAAUUGAGCUGCGUUCUUACAAGGACGUUUAGAUAAUGUGUCAUAUCGUCUUAAAAUAUAGAUAUCACACACACAUAUAUAUAUUAUGUAUGGAAUAUUUCCCAUUAUUUAUUGAGAAAUUAUUGUCGAUUGGUAUCUUAUUUAAAACUUGAAAUUCUGUGACAAAUUACAAUAAAUCUUACGAUCCUAAUAUAUAUUAUAUUCAAUGUCACUUUGAUUGAAACUCUUCCAAAAGCAGGUUGUCAAUUGAGUUAAUUGUUUUGUCAAAUUGGAAGUAGUAUUUAAUAUUUCAAGGUGCAUUUUCACCUCUACCUAAAUUUAAAAGUGGAAUGUCUUAUCAACAAGUUGACAAAAAUCAAGUUUCAACAACAUAAUGAAACUAUGUAAAAGGAUAUAGAUAAAUUUAUAUUUAAAAUAACAUGUCCUAACUGAAUGACUGACUGAUUCAUCAUUGCCUAGCCCAAACCACUAGGCGGAUCGGGCUAAAAUUUGGCACACAGAUAGCUUUUAUGACGUAGACCAGAGCUAAGAAAGGAUUUUCGAAAAUUCAAAGGGGUUUUUUUUUAUACAUAUAUAUAUAUAUAUAUAUAUAUAUUUAUUUAUUUUUGUUUAUUCAAGGGUUACUUUGGUAUUAUGGAAAAGAAAACUAUUAUAAAUAUUAUUAAUUACUAUUGUUUACACUAUUAAAAUUUCACAAUAGAAUGCAUUUAGUUCGCAGCAGGUGGACACCCACUUUCUACAAUUUGUUUUCAUUUAAUUCUGACAUCGCCAAAACUGAAAAUGAAUAUAGAUAAAAUAAUAGUAAUAAAAAUCGACACAGGCAAUGUUGGGCGUGGGACAGCUAGUAGAUAAAAUAAAGACAAAUACAAAUAGUAAUAAUUAAAUUUAUUAUUAUACACCUUAACUUAAGGUGUUGGAUAUUUUAGCCAAUACAAUUUACCAAAUUUAUGAGUUUAUAUUGAACACUAAAUAGCAGUAUUUGAUUAAUGUUUAUGUAAGAACUUUUUAAUUAAAAAAAUAGAAUAAACAAUACAUUUUAUUUAUUAAAUGUUAAUGUAUUUAUUUUAUUUUUUGCUUAGGUUUUUGACAAUUAUGCAGUGACAGUCAUGAUUGGUGGAGAACCAUACACAUUAGGUUUAUUUGACACUGCAGGUAAAAUAUUACUACAGUUUUGAAUAGUAUAAUCACAAAUAGUUUUAUAUAGAAUUUUUGAAUAGAUUAUGUUAUAAACAUGUACUUAUUUAAUACAUUUUAGGUCAGGAAGAUUAUGAUCGUCUCAGACCUUUGAGUUAUCCACAGACUGAUGUAUUUCUUGUUUGUUUUUCUGUGGUAUCACCAUCUUCAUUUGAAAAUGUCAAAGAAAAGGUAAAAUAAUACUAUAACAACAAGUAAUAUAUCAAUAAUAUUUAAUGAUUUUGUAUGUUUCUAGUGGGUUCCUGAGAUUACACAUCACUGUCAGAAAACACCAUUCCUGCUGGUUGGCACACAAAUAGACCUUAGAGAAGAUGCAACAACUGUGGAAAAACUAGCCAAAAAUAAACAGAAGUCAAUAUCAUAUGAACAGGGCGAGAAGCUAGCUAAAGAACUUAAAGCUGUGAAAUAUGUUGAAUGUUCAGCACUGACACAGGUUAGUACUUCUAUUUUUGUUAUUAUUGAUAAUUAUUACAAAUUAUAAAUAAUUUUAAAUUAGAAUAAGAUCUUUUUGAACAAUUGUAUUUAUUAUUAAAAUAUGCAUUAUUAUUUUUUAAUCCUAAAUUAAUAUUUAACAUAUUUUAGUUUCGAAAAUUGAUUUAGCGUUUACUGUUUUAUUUUAUGUAUUUGGAUAAAAUUAGAUUUUAUAAGUAUUCAUCUGACCCCUUAAAAGAAAUAUAAACACUUCAAAUCUUUGUUGCUGAAACUAGAACAAAUAGCGCUCUUGGUAAUAAACUAAAUUUUAUGAAUAAAAUGGAUUAAUAAGCAAACGUAUAGUGUCUUCAAAUUGGUCUGGAAUAUUGUUUACUGGUCAAUAAUAAAAAUAGUUUUUUAAUAGUUUGAGUUUUAUUGUCUCUCCCUUAGUUCAGUUUCUGGAUAUCUAUUUGAAUUUUAGAUAAUAAAUGCACAUAAAUUGUACUGCAAUUUGUUGAGCUUUUGAAAUAAAAAUAUGCUAUUUAGUUUCCAAUAAAAUAUAUUAAUUUCUUUAAUGUGAAAACAGUCAAUAAAUUAUAAAAAUUAUUCAAUUCAUUUUUCAUAAUUAACAUUUUGAUAUUAUUUAUUUAUUUAACAAAAUAAAAUGUGUCAAAACUACUAAAUUAUCAUUUUAGCAUUUCUAUGGUUCCAUAUAUGUUUUUGACACAUAUUAAAUUACAAUGUGUAAGAAUUACUAAUUUUUACAAUAUGAAUUUUUUUUUUUUUUAUCAAAUCAAACCUAUUAAACAAAUAUAUAUAAUGUAUAUUAUAUUUCAUUACAACAGUUCUGAAAAAAAUUUAAUUAUGUGUUAAUAUUUUGAAUAAUAAACAGAGUUUUUAGAUCCCUAUUUUAAGUGUUAUAUUUUAACAGUUUAUGCCCUAUAUAUGUAAACAAAAUCUACUAAAAUAUAUUAAUUUGUUAUUUAAACCAGCUUGAAUAAAAAGCAGUCUGUUAUUGUACAAAACAAAUAAUAAUAAUUACUGUAAUUUAAGGGAUAAUUUACAAAGCUGUUAGUACUAUUAAGUUAUCCAAUUUACAAUUGACAAUUUUAUUUAUAGAUCUAUACUGCUUAUGAUUCUAUAAGUUGAUAAUGAAUAUUUAUGCAAGCCACCCUAAUUCUACUGUAAUAGAUUAUUUUAUUUUACUGCAUUGGCAAUCAUAUUUCGUGACACGUUUUAUUAAAAUUUAUAUUCAUAUUUAAAAAUAAAAACAUGAACAUAUUACACAUAUUAUACAAAACAAUAUUCUAUUAUUAUUAAACAAAGUAUCAAAUAUUACAUUAUUUUUAUUAAGAAUAUAUAAUAUCAAACUACUAUUACUGCAUUAUCUACUUUAAAAUAUUUUGCUGCGUCGUUAAUACAUAUGUUUUGUAAUUGUUAUUCAUGUUUAUGUGAUUAUGUUAACCACCAAGAUUUAUAUGUAGGUUGAAAACAGCUAGCUUCAUUAAUAUGAGGUGUUAGGUCAAAAAAUGGUUUAAAACUUUUGACAGUGGAUUCGACCAUAGGGACAAUAUUGCACUAGUGAUAUAAAUGUUUUUCUUUUGAUGCUUCUAACCUUGAUUUUAGCGAGAAAAUAGUGAAAAUUGCUCAUAAUAACAUUUAAGUUCAGAUUGUAAAAAAUAAAAAGCACAAGCUAUAGGUUUUAAAACCAUUAUAAAUUCAUCUUAACAUUCAAAUCGGAUUCUUUAAAUAUAUAUAUAAGUUAAAUUGAGUCAUUUCAAUAAACUAUUCAAUCAGACUUUAUAUGUUUACAGUCGAGUUACUGCAUCGUAAAGUGAGUUCCAUCGAUUAGGUACUGAACACUGAAAUAAACCAGAUUAACUCUAUUUGACUAAAUUUGUUGAAAAAAAUAUUGCUGUAUAAGUUGGUAACAAAUUAAGACAGUACUUGGAUGAACGGCAAAAAUUAAUUGAAGUCUAAAAUAACUAUCUAUAUUAAAAGUGUACAUUAUAAUUUAGAGAUUCAGAUAACCAAAACAAUAAAAUUAUGUACCUAUUGGCUCUUUCCUAUGUAAUAGAUGUACAUCAGUACAUGCACCUGUGAUAGGUAGAUACACCAUUAUCUGCGUUCAAUGAUAUAAUUUUUUUUUUGUGAUUUGAUAAAUGAUGUCGAGAAUAUUGAGUUGUUUAUUAUUAUAGAUUUGUAGACUGUGUGGAUUUUCCGUAUGUGUGGUAGGUACUCAAGCUAUUUUAUCGCCAUUGCCAUAUACCCACAAAAAUGUAAUCAUUGUAAUGUUAUUGUAAAUACUAUCAUUUUUUCUAAAAUAAUUGGAGGUUGUAACCUAAUAAUUGUAAAUUGAGGUACCUAAAAUAAACAUAUAUAUAUAUAUAUAUAUAUAUGUUAAGGUAUAAGUACAAAUACCGGUAAAUCCUAUGUUUUACCAAAUGUGGUUGGUAAAGAUACACACAUUUAUGUUAUCUUAUUAUAUAUUGUGACAACAAAUUUAAAUUAUUAUACAUUAUUUAUUUAUGCAGACUUGGCUACUGUGACAAUACAUUUUUGGAUCGGCACUUACAUCUAUUUGUGAUACAUUUUCUCAAACAGUCGCACCUUAUAAAACCUUGUCUACUAGUCAAAGAAAGCUGCAAUACUGUUUUAUGAAUACCAAUUUCAUUGUCUGGAAUUAUUGCCGAUUCUAAAAAAAUUUCUUUGUAUAAAGUGAACUGAUUCCAAGUGAAAAGUUGAGAGUGUUCUUGCUUUUGCACCCAAAAGGCAUUACAAAUCUCUAUCCACAAUUCGUAACACCACAGGAAUAUGCAAACAUCAACUUUACUUAAAUUGACUUCCAUAAUUUUAACCUUAACGGUUUGUCCAAUUGGCAUUUGCUUGUUUGACAUUUCCUUCAUUUUUCUGGCUUAUUUUUGUAGUCAAAUAUAUCAUUCUUUUCAAUGUUGAUUAAUUGUCUUGUGCCCGUGCUAGCAUUAUAUUUUCUAUAUAUUCUCAACUGGUGGAUAAGGCUAGAUAAGGUGUGACUGUUUGAAAAAUGUAUCACAAAUCGAUGUAAGUUUCAAUCCAAAAAUGUAUUGUCACAGUAGCGAAGUCUGCAAAAAUAUAUAAUAAUAAUAAUAUGAAUUUGUUAUCACAAGAUUUUAAUUUAUGAUGACAUGAAUAUGUGUAUCUAUCUAUCUAUCUAUCUAUCUAAUGUACUUAAAUAAUGAUAUAUGUGCAAACUACAAAUAUAAAGCAAGGGAAAAAAUAAUUAGUUAACAAUUUUGGACUUUUACCAAUGUUGGUUGUUUAUCCUAAGAUUUACCAUUCUGAUUUGUAAAAGUCUGAACUACAAAACUCAUUCGGGGUUUGACCAAUCUAUUUUGUGUAUCCUAGAUUUUACCGAAAUCAAUCAGUACAUUUCCAAAAAUUUGGACAUUUACCAAUCACAGUUGGUAAAACCUGGGAUUUACCAGUAUUCAUACUUUUACCUUUUUAUAUAUAUAACAGUUAUUAUUUUUAUCUGUUUUUAUCUGUCUUAGUAAUAAUUAUAAUUUAACUUUAAUAAACAUUUGUUUAACUAAAUAAUAAUUUUCAUCUUGUUUACAGAAAGGACUAAAAAAUGUAUUUGAUGAAGCUAUUCUUGCAGCUUUAGAGCCUCCAGAACCAAUAAAAAAGAGAAAGUGUGUUAUAUUGUAGAGCUGCGGACAAAUAAACAGGUGCGACAAUUAUGUCAUAAAAAUAUUUAUAAAAAAAAAAUAAAUCAUGAUUUAGUAUGGAUACAACAAUGAAAUAAUUAUUUUGUUUUUACUAAUCUAUAAAUAUAUAUAUAUAUAUAUAUAUAUAUGAAUAAUUUAUUUUAUAUUUUACAUGAAAUAUGUGCAUCCAGUGUAUAUUAAUAUUGAAUAAUAAAUAUGUAGGUUUUUUAUACGCCAUAAAUAAUUGUGGUUAUUAUUAUUAUUAUUAUUAUUUUUUUUUUUUUUUUUUUUAUGACUUGAUUUAUUUUAUUUUUUUGUUCUUUUGUCAAUCCUAUAUAUGUAUCAUUAUUUUAUGUUAAUUUGAUUUUUUUUUUUUUCUUGAACAUGAUAUUCACUUGUAUAACAUCAGUAACUUUAUUAUUAUUUCAUAAUUAAUAAUAUGAUUAAGAUAGGUUAGAUACCUAUUAAUUAUUAUUAAAAUUGAAAUUAAAUCCAGCCAUAUUAUGAAAAUACUAUUUACCACAGAAAUCAUGUGUAGAUGACUAAUGUAUGGCUAAUAAACCAAAAAUUAAUAAUUGUAUCCAUUUAUGAAAGUAGGUAAAUUGUUUGCCGAAUUUAAUUUUAAAAGUAGAUUAACAAAUAUUUUUUUAAAUUAACUUUUUUUUACGCUUAAUUGUAUUUCUAUUUUUUAUAAUAACUGACUUGUAGACCAAUUAAUUUUAAUACAGUGUAAAAUGAAUAACAACUCAAAAAUGCCUUUUGGCCUUUUUUUAUGUCUCCGGAUUUACAAAAGUACAAAACCAUUGUAUAGUUAAUGUUGUACUUUUAAAUGCUUAUGAACAUUAAACUCUUAUCUCUACUUGAAAGUGAUAAAGAAUAUGACAUACAGAUAAUAAUUAUUAAUACAAUCAAAAUGAUAUAUUUAGAAUAAAAGACUUAACUAUAUUAUAUAAUAUUGUCAAUCCCCUUUAUUAAAUUGUUGUUAUACUGCAGGUGCAAUGUUUAAAAUUGUAAAGGCCUCAAAAGGUUGUACAAUUUACUUAAUAAAGUAGGAAAGUAUAUAAUACUUUUAUAAUAAUAUAUUCUAGAAGUUAUGAAUAAUCUUGAUGUCACAUUGGUUAAUAAAAAUUUUAUUUUUAAUUGGUAUUUUUUCUUUAUGUGACCUGAACCGAACUCUUUAACAAUAAUAGUUUUAAAGUCAAGUGAUACAAUUAUCAUAUUUUAAGCGCUUUCAC